AUGGAAGUGCAAUGUGUCGCGUUUUUAUUAGUCGAAAGGGACGAGCAACAUCAGCAUCACCACCCUCACAACAUCACAACCAGCGCUAACGUGGAUGCCACAGAUAGGUUCCCCCAAUGGAGCAUCCAGGAGACAAAAGAGUUCCUCGUGAUCCGUGCGGAGCUGGAUCAGACCUUCAUGGAGACAAAGCGGAAUAAACAGCUUUGGGAAGUCAUCUCCAACCGGAUGAAAGAAAAGGGUUUCCAUAGAAGUGCAGAACAGUGCAAGUGCAAGUGGAAAAACCUCGUUACCCGCUAUAAGGGAUGUGAAGCGAUGGAGCCAGAGGCGAUGAGGCAGCAAUUCCCGUUUUACAAUGAGCUUCAAGGGAUUUUCACAUCAAGGAUGCAGAGAAUGUUGUGGGCAGAAGCAGAAGGAGGGUCGAAGAAGAAAGGAGUGCACCUUUCAUCAGAGGAUGAGGAAGAGGGAAAUGAAGAAAGUGAGGGAGAUCAGAAGGGUAGCAUAAUGAAAAAGAAGAAGAAGGGGAAGAUGGUAAUUGGAGGAGGGAGUGGUAGCAGUAGCAAUGUGGAGAGUUUGAAGGAGAUCAUGGAGGAGUUCCUGAGGCAACAGAUGCAGAUGGAGGCACAGUGGAUGGAAGCGUUUGAGGCAAGGGAGAAUGAGAGGAGGAUGAAGGAGAUGGAGUGGAGGCAAACCAUGGAGGCAUUGGAGAAUGAGAGGAUGAUGAUGGACCAAAAAUGGAGAGAGAGGGAAGAGCAAAGAAGGAUCAGGGAAGAAGUUAGGGCUGACAAAAGAGAUGCUCUAAUCACAGCUCUUCUGAACAAGCUCAGAAGAGAAGAGAUGUAG
Sphenostylis stenocarpa is the source of this 840-nucleotide messenger RNA. NCBI's taxonomy places the organism in Eukaryota, Viridiplantae, Streptophyta, Magnoliopsida, Fabales, Fabaceae. The record is from the annotation of a GenBank genome assembly.